Molecule: messenger RNA, 2169 nt
Organism: Seminavis robusta
Lineage: Eukaryota; Bacillariophyta; Bacillariophyceae; Naviculales; Naviculaceae
Source: the annotation of a GenBank genome assembly
AUGUUACCAAUCCAAGCAAGCAGUAUCACACCAGCAAAAUCACCAUUUCCGAACAUCAAGCUGUCACAAGAAACCACACGCAAGCUGCUCGAAUAUUAUGGCGACCUGAUUGAGAGCAACGAGGCAUGCAACAGCCCCCAGCAAGAAGCUGUUGUCAAUGUGUCAACAACUGAUGGAGGGCGUCGUCGAAAUCGAAGACGGACAUCCUUUCUGGUGAACAAUGCGCGUAGAUUGUCAUUUGGGUCCUCAAUGCAGCCACCAACUCAGAUUGCACGCCAAAACGAAGAGCACCAAGUAGCCACUUCGGCUCCAACUGCACCAGCCGAUGAUAUAGACCAAAACAGCGACGUGGAGAUGCCACUCGAGCCAAUGGAUCAAAGCAGCGACGAUGAGAAUGCAAUGGAAGCUUCAGGUGGAGCGCAUUCACCUGGUAGCCAUUCGUCUGGAAGGAGCGUGAUAAUAGCAGAAGCAUCUUCAAAGGAUGGGGAACAACAAGAAAUAGAAUUGGUCAUACAGCAAUUUUCAGAGGAAGGAGAUCACUCUAGGAUGGACGGUACUUACGGGGAGGCUUUUCCUUCUUCAGAAAGCAGACGCGAAACUGAACAGGAGAUACAGAGGAAGUGGACGCCACCUGCUGAAAUGCUCUACGCAUUGGCACUCAAUUUCGACAGCAGAGACGAUGGCAAACGUCCUUCUCGGUUUGGAGAUGGAAGCUUUGAGCUGAGCAACAAAAAGCGACCUGACGACACAGCAUUGAGGUGGGCUAUUCUGAUGGUUGCAUAUCGGUGGGGGUAUUGGAGAGAGGAUAUUACCCGUAAACAGAAGAGCUCAAUUGCCAGAGCAGCGUGUUAUCUCAUUGCUUAUGAUGCAGGAUUUGCACAGAGCAUCGAAGGGACAAGCGUGGAGAAAUGGGAAAGGGCUGUAUCAACGAGCAUAAAAACUGGAGAGAGUAGACUGGUUAAUGCAUUGGCAACUCAAGCGAUUGGGAACCAACGAAAGGAUACUUACUACAACCGACUUGAUAAAGAGUAUCCAGGAUAUCUCCUUCGACUAUGGAGGGAGGCGCAGAAGAUUGAGGGCGAUAAAGCAACAUUCGUUGAGUACGCAGGCACCAUCAAGACUCUGUCAUCAAAUCCGGAAGAUCCACUGCCGACCGUCAACAUUAGUGGCAAGCAGCUGAAUCAAUGGUUUCGAUCGCUUGGGGGAACUGCUGUGAAAUCGGUGACGAGACCUCUUCUAACUGAAAAACACAAGACAGAUCGAGUUGCUUGGUGCAACAAGAUGUUGGCAGCAAACAAUGACCAUCUUGAAAAGCACGGAGAUCUUGCCAUCCGACAAUUCACAGCGCAUCCUCCUUACCGCCUUUUGAAUGUAGAAGAAUAUGGCAUGAGUGAGGAUAUUCGAGAGGCUCUCGUACUGCGGUAUUGCACUUACACUGCACCAAGAAGGCAAACCAAGAGUGGUCCUCAAAAGAAAUGGAUCACAAUGGAAGAACACGAAACAGUGCUUGGCCACACCAGGCGAAAGGUUGCUGGUGGCCCGUUGGUUGAAUUGAAGAUUGCAGAUAUUGAAUUGAGAUCCAUGCGCCGCAAAGGUGACUGGUACGAGAAGGAUACAACCUGCGAUUCAGAGUGGAUGAAAGUCCACAUGCUGGAGAUGGGGAAAGCAAUCCGUGAAGCGUAUUGGUGGGUUGCUGACUCUCAAGAGAUUGAGCUUGUGAUGGAAAAUGCCGGAGGCCACGGAACAAAGGAUUGCAUCGAAGAGUAUGAAAAAGCCCUCAAAGAAAAAUUCAACGUGAAGGUUAUCCAUCAGGUGCCACGGAGUCCUGAAACAAACCUGCUCGACCUGGGGAUUUGGUGUGGAUUGCAGCAUUAUGUUGAGACGGUGCAUCGGAAGAAAACAAAAACGUCCACCGAUGCUCUUGCUCGGACGGUGAUAAAUGCAUGGUCAAGAUACAACUCAUUUGAAUCGUUCGCCAAUGUUUACAGACGUUGGGACAAGGUCCUUUCGCUCAUCAUUGGAGCAAGUGGCGACAAUAGUCUUGUCGAUUCUGCUCGGAAAGAGUUGAUUGUUCCGAUUGUUAUGGUUGCUCCAGAAGCGCUCAUACAGGAUGAGGAUCACAUAGUCGAGGACCCCCCGAAGACUGGUUCGGCAACGAAGACCGCGUAG